UUAUAAAACAUUCACAAUACCUUAGAAAAUUUGAAAAUCAAUCCGAACACGGGAUGUUGAAUUGAAAAAAAUUCUUGCUAUUUAAAGUUGUGUUAUAUUGGGAUACUUUUUAAGUUCUUUAUUUUUAAAUAAAUAUGUCAGCUGCUGUAGUAAAAAAGGAAGAAGUUCGGAAAGAACAUAUUCCUGACUUGAUUGUGAAUCCUGGUACUGGAAAACGUUACAUUAAAGGUCGUUUUCUUGGGAAGGGUGGUUUUGCAAAAUGUUACGAACUACAGGACACAGAUACAAAAGAAAUAUUUGCAGGGAAGAUUGUUUCAAAAACAUUGCUUGUAAAGCAACAUCAGAAAGACAAGAUGACUCAGGAAAUCAGUAUACACCGGGAGAUAACAUACAAACAUGUUGUGAAAUUCCACAGUUUCUUUGAAGACAGCGAUAAUGUCUACAUUUUACUGGAACUGUGUAGGAGAAGGUCUCUGAUGGAGUUGCACAAGAGAAGAAAAGCUGUCACUGAGCCAGAGGCACGCUACUUUGUACGUCAGGUUGUUCUAGCCUGUCAGUAUCUGCAUGGUCGUAACAUAAUACACAGGGACUUGAAGCUUGGUAAUCUCUUCAUCAAUGAUGACAUGGACAUCAAAGUUGGAGACUUCGGAUUGGCGACCAGAGUCGACUAUGACGGAGAACGCAAAAGAACACUGUGUGGGACCCCCAAUUAUAUUGCCCCUGAAGUGCUUGGAAAGAAAGGUCACAGUUUUGAAGUUGAUGUCUGGUCACUUGGAUGUAUAUUAUUCACACUUUUAGUUGGCAAACCACCAUUUGAGACUUCCUGUUUAAAAGACACUUACACUAGAAUCAAGAAAAAUGAAUAUCAUGUGCCUUCUCGGGUAUCCCCAUGCGCCAAAAACUUGAUACAGAAGCUGCUUCGUGCUGACCCUUCAGAGAGACCUGGCAUGGAUGGUCUGCUCGAGGAUGAGUUCUUCACAUCAGGUUACUUGCCAUCCCGGCUGCCAACCAGCUGUCUUACCAUGGCGCCCAGGUUUGAUACCCUCGCCAAGUCAGAGUCCCUGCACAGAAGACCUUUACUGGAGCUCAAUGGAACAGAAAAGAGCACAGUGCCUGUCCUGGAUCCGCGGGCUAAGGACCUGAAGCGUCCACAGAGCCAGGAAGACCUUGAUCUGGAGAAGGGCGGGGGUGACAAUGAUCAGAAGAGAUCCAGUGAUGAGCCAGUGGAUUUCUACCUCAAUGAUCUAUUUGCACAACUGUCGGCAGUUGUAGCAGCCAAACCAGCAGAACGCAUUAACAUUUGUGAAGAGGAUGCGGAGGACCCAGCCAGCAUCCCCAUCUACUGGGUCUCUAAGUGGGUGGACUACAGUGACAAGUAUGGUCUCGGCUACCAGCUCUGUGAUAACAGCGUCGGUGUGCUCUUCAACGACUCCACUAGGCUCAUUUUGCUGGCCAAUGGAGAUAAUGUGCAGUACAUUGAGAGAGACAGCACUGAGCAUUUCCACACUUUGAAGGUUUUUCCUGAUUCCUUGACCAAGAAGGUGACGCUUCUCAAAUACUUCAGAAACUACAUGAGUGAGCAUCUACUCAAGGCUGGUGCAAACAUCACUCCCCGCGAGACAGAUGACAUGGUGCGCCUGCCCUUCCUCAGGACAUGGUUCCGAACACGCAGCGCUAUUGUUCUGCAUCUAAGCAAUGGCACAUUGCAGAUCAACUUUUUCCAAGACCAUACAAAGAUCAUUCUCUGCCCCUUGAUGCAGGCUGUAACAUAUAUUGACGAAAAGAGAGACUUCACAAUAUUCAAAUUCUCCUUGAUUGAAAAGUUUGGCUGUAGCAAGGAACUAGCUAGUCGUCUGAGAUAUGCAAGAACAAUGGUAGAGCGUCUGAUGACAACAAAAUCUGGGUCUGGUCGAGUUCGUUCGAGUGCACCUAGUGCUCAAUGAUGACACCUAAGUGUGUAGUGUAUAGUGUGUUGGGGUAAGGCAAUUUGGAGUGCUUUGUUGUGAACUCUUAAUUUUGGCAUUACUUAGUGUGUGAGAUGUUGUGAACUUGUAUGUAACCUACAUGCAAGUUACCACGUCAAUAUUUGUCUCAAAUGAGGGUGAUCUAUAUUUGUUAAGUGUGCUCCCGGGGAGACAUAAUGCCAAAUUUCUUACUCAAGUUUCAAAGCGGAGUUCCUGUUGCAAAUCUUGCAGUGAAAUGAUAGUCUCACCAGUAAUGAGUCAACUGUCAAAUGUGUUUAUGAAACUAUUGUCAGAUAAAAAAGAGGGACUUGAUAACUGUAUUAGAAUUAAGUAGCCACAUUUAUUAUUAUUAUAAAUAAAGAAGAAAACAAUUACUAGAGAGAUUUUCCUUUGAUUUGUUCAUUUUUGCAAUCAUGUUUCAAUCACUUAAAAUGUUUAAUGACUUAUUUGUUAUGCCCCCCUUCGAAGAAGAGCGGGUAUAUUGUUUUGCACAUGUCGGUCGGUCCAUCCGUCGGUUCGUCCACCAGAUGGUUUCCAGAUGAUAACUCAAGAACCCUUAGGCCUAGGAUCAUGAAACUUCAUAGGUACAUUGAUCAUGACUGACAGAUGACCCCUAUUGUUUUUCAGGUCAAGGUCACAGUGACUCAAAAAAAGUAAAAUGGUUUCCGGAUGAUAACUCAAGAAUGCUUACGCCUAGGAUCAUGAAACUUCAUAGGUACAUUGAUCAUGACUGGCAGAUGACCCCUAUUGAUUUUCAGGUCACUAGGUCAAAGGUCAAGGUCACAGUGACUCGAAAUAGUAAAAUGGUUUCCGGAUGAUAACUCAAGAAUGCUUACGCCUAGGAUCAUGAAACUUCAAAGGUACAUUGAUCAUGACUGGCAGAUGACCUCUAUUAAUUUUCAGGUCACUAGGUCAAAGGUCAAGGUCACAGUGACUCAAAACAGUAAAAUGUUUUCCUGAUAACUCAAGAAUAAUUAGGCCUAGGAUUAUGAAACUUCCUAGGUACAUUGAUCAUGACUGGCAGAUGACCCCUAUUGAUUUUCAGGUCACUAGGUCAAAGGUCAAGGUCACAGUGACAAAAAAUGUAUUCACACAAUGGCUGCCACUACAACUGACAGCCCAUAUGGGGGGUCAUGCAUGUUUUACAAACAGCCCUUGUUCUAUUUUACCCUUGUGUCAGCAUUUUUGUUUUCAUUAAAUAUUUAAAAAAUUAAAAGCUAGUCCUGUCAAAAAAGUAGUGUAUUUUUUAACAGUGCCUCAUAUGUGAAUACAUUUGUAAGAUUCAACAUCAGUGAUCGCAAAUAAAUCUGACAUAAAUUAACACUUAACAUCACUUUUUUCUGCUUGGCAAUGGAAACUGUAUUACUUCUCUUCUCUACCAGAAUAUACUUCUUUUUGUUGGACUAAGUUAUAUCUGUACCAUUGUUUUGUUACGUUUUUGUUUUCAAAAAAUGUUAGUAGGUGAUGUCCUGAAUGUCCCGAUACCUGUGGAAUAACUGAUUAUCGAUGAAUUGUAUAUGAGAUAUUGGUGCAUAUGUGAGAACUGAUGCAAAAAUAAAUGGGAACAGGUUGAUGGUCCAGUGUGAAUAUGCAGGAUAUUUGUCUUGUUUUAUAAGUUAUUAUUCUCAAAGUUGUAUGAAUGUAAUUGUGCUCUAAUGAAUCAUAUUAUGAUCAUCAUAAUUUAUGUAUGCAGUGCCUGUUCAUUAUUUUCUUACUAAAUUAAAUUAAUAUUUUUGUAAACUUGUAAUCAUUUUGUUGCAUACUCUUAAGUUACUUUCUAUCGAAAGCUGAUGUUGGUUAGAAUUUGUCUAAACUCUUACUUACUGUGUAAUCUUUACCUUGACAUAAAUUGUACAGUGUAUAGACAUUCAUUUCAUUAUGAAUUCAUAUUGCUACAUUUGUGAUAAGUAUGAAAUUCAAGGUAAUAAAAUGUUUGAUAUUA
Messenger RNA from Dreissena polymorpha, 3906 nucleotides. RefSeq names its product serine/threonine-protein kinase PLK1-like. Bases 135 to 1943 code for a protein of 602 amino acids. The transcript has 13 exons. The record is from RefSeq and is a predicted model, not a curated record. Gene Ontology annotation, molecular function: ATP binding; protein serine/threonine kinase activity; protein binding. NCBI's taxonomy places the organism in Eukaryota, Metazoa, Mollusca, Bivalvia, Myida, Dreissenidae. Gene Ontology annotation, biological process: mitotic cell cycle; regulation of cytokinesis; protein phosphorylation. Gene Ontology annotation, cellular component: nucleus; cytoplasm; centrosome.